GCAAAGCAAACCAACACUCUCUCUCUCUCUCUCUCUCUCUCUCUAUCUCUCUCUGUUCUCCGCAAAAAGACACCCUUCAAAAGCCGAAACUAUCCUGUUCAAAAGGAACACUCUCUCUCACUCUCACACACUCUCAUUCUCUCUGUUUGAAAAAUAAAUUUUCUUGGUUUUCUUGGGUUUCCUUGGUUUGAGCCAAAGGGAGAGAGAGAGAGAGAGUGAGAGAGAUUUAAGAAGGUUUUUUCUUAACUGGGUUUUGGUAUUAUUUUUUUUUUGGUUUCGUUUUCUUUGGAAGUUGUAGGACUAUUUUGUGAAAGUCUGAACUGGGUUUGAUCAGAAAUGUCGACCCAGAAUCGCCGUUCGUCGUUUUCAUCAUCAACGUCGUCGUCUUUGGCAAAGAGGCAUGCCUCUUCUUCUUCAUUCUCGGAGAACAAUAAUAAUGUGGGAAAGGUUACUUCUGGACCUCCUAACAUGGCCAAGAGAAGAGCUCCUCUUGGUAACAUCACCAAUCGAAACAAUGUCUCUCAUUCUGGUUCCCGAAGCUUGGUUCCAUCGUCCACUAUGGUACCUUGCUCAACAAAAAUUGCCAAAGUGAAAAAGGGACAUAAUUCUUGCACUAGUAGUAAUGCAGUACUUUCUGGGAGCAACUUUCCCACUUCCUUGAAUGUCAAAUCAAGUACUGUUGUUUCUUGUAAGGCUACUUCUCUUCCAAGAAGGGAUGAAACUGUCUCGAGCAUUACUUCUAUUCGAGCUCCAGUCAGCAUGGACAUGUCACCAAGUAAAUCGGACAACGCUUCUGUUUCUUUGGAUGAGACAAUGUCUACUUGUGAUUCUUAUAAGAGCCCUGAAGUAGAAUACAUUGACAACAACGAUGUACCAGCUGUUGAUUCCAUCAACCGGAAGACAUUCAGUAAUCUCUACAUUUCCGAUCAUGCAGAAAUUAGAGGGAAUAUCUGUAACAGAGAUGCUAUUGUAGAGAUGGAAACAGGUGAUAAAAUUGUUGAUGUUGAUGAGAAUUUCAUGGAUCCACAGAUGUGUGCAACCAUUGCCUGCGAUAUUUACAUGCAUUUACGCGCAUCCGAGGCAAAGAAAAGGCCUUCAACAGAUUUCAUGGAAACAAUUCAGAAGGACGUAAAUCCCAGCAUGCGUGCAAUACUGAUUGAUUGGCUUGUCGAGGUGGCUGAAGAGUACAGGCUUGUACCGGAUACGUUAUACUUGACUGUGAAUUACAUUGAUCGAUAUCUUUCUGGGAAUGUAAUGAACAGACAACGGCUACAGUUGCUUGGUGUAGCCUGCAUGAUGAUUGCCUCGAAAUAUGAGGAGAUUUGUGCACCCCAGGUGGAAGAAUUUUGUUAUAUAACCGAUAAUACAUAUUUCAAGGAAGAGGUUUUGCAAAUGGAAUCUGCUGUUUUGAACUACUUGAAGUUUGAAAUGACAGCCCCAACAACUAAAUGUUUCUUAAGGCGAUUUGUUCGUGCUGCUCAAGGUGUGAAUGAGGUCUCAUCAAUGCAAUUAGAAUGCUUGGCUAAUUACCUUGCUGAAUUAUCUCUUCUGGAGUAUAACAUGCUUUGUUAUGCUCCAUCGAUGAUAGCAGCUUCUGCAAUUUUCUUGGCCAACUUUAUACUUCUCCCUUCAAAGAGACCAUGGAAUUCCACCUUGCAACAUUACACACAUUACCAGCCAAGAGAUUUGUAUGACUGUGUCAAAGAUCUUCAUCGUCUAUGCUCUAACAGCAAUAGUUCAAGUUUACCUGCUAUCAGAGAGAAAUACAGUAAGCAUAAAUACAAAUAUGUGGCGAAAAAGCACUGCCCUCCAUUGAUACCUCAAGAAUUUUUCUGUAAUUGAAGCCACUUGAGUCCAUUCAUAAUUACACUCCAAUGCUCUGUUGGACAGAUUUCUUGUCAUUUUUCUUCAUGGCCACUAGCUCUGAUUCCUUGUAAUGGAAUUUUCAAUUUUUUUUUUUUUCCUCUUCAUUGUAUAUUUUUCUUCACUCUUUUCUUCGUUUUGUUUUAUAUUUGGGCCAAUUGUUUUUGCAUGCUAUUGGGUUCUGGCUAAUAGUAGUGUUUUCAGUGGACAAGAAUCUGCUAGAAAAUAUCUUGUAUCAUAUGUUUUCUAUUUAUGGCAGAGUUUAAAUUCUGCAUUCCUACCCUUUA
This is a messenger RNA of Ziziphus jujuba (common jujube), 2150 nucleotides long. RefSeq names its product cyclin-A1-1. The transcript has 11 exons. NCBI's taxonomy places the organism in Eukaryota, Viridiplantae, Streptophyta, Magnoliopsida, Rosales, Rhamnaceae. Gene Ontology annotation, cellular component: cytoplasm; nucleus; cyclin-dependent protein kinase holoenzyme complex. Gene Ontology annotation, molecular function: cyclin-dependent protein serine/threonine kinase regulator activity. The record is from RefSeq and is a predicted model, not a curated record. The coding region runs from base 337 to 1842 and encodes 501 amino acids. Gene Ontology annotation, biological process: regulation of cyclin-dependent protein serine/threonine kinase activity; mitotic cell cycle phase transition.